Trichosurus vulpecula (common brushtail) is the source of this 1704-nucleotide messenger RNA. It is a transcript of the gene SCHIP1, whose product is annotated as schwannomin interacting protein 1. Lineage: Eukaryota; Metazoa; Chordata; Mammalia; Diprotodontia; Phalangeridae. The record is from RefSeq and is a predicted model, not a curated record. Bases 315 to 1097 code for a protein of 260 amino acids. The transcript is spliced from 7 exons. Gene Ontology annotation, cellular component: cell junction; plasma membrane. Gene Ontology annotation, biological process: positive regulation of hippo signaling.
GAGGUGAGAGCCGAUGGUGGCGAGAGCAGGCAUUCAACAGGCCCAGGUGUCAGGAAGAGGUCAGCUUGUAACUGUGUCGGGUGACCGGCAGCUGUCCCCAUGCCAGCAUGAGGGACGCAGGCAGGGAAGUCAGUGCAGGGUGGCGUCCCUGGUAGACCCGACCACAAGGACACCGGCCACGGUUUAGCCUUCCCCUGAUUCUUCAUGUUUAAAGGAUGAAAAGUCGUAAAGAUGCUUGGACCCUGGGCACAACCAUAAGACUCUUGGGAUACUGGGGGUUUUCUCUCUCCUGAGACGUUUUUAAGAAUUAAAGAAUGAAUUUGGACAGCGAUGGAAUGGCUGACAUCAUUGGCAAAGUGUCCACAAUGGACAUAGAGGGGAAUUAUAAAAAGGCACAGAAAAAUGAGAGAGAAUCCAUCAGGCAGAAGUUGGCGCUUGGGAGUUUCUUUGAUGAUGGCCCAGGAAUUUAUACCAGCUGCAGCAAAAGUGGGAAACCAAGCCUUUCUUCCCGGCUACAAAGUGGGAUGAACUUGCAAAUUUGUUUUGUGAAUGACAGCGGCAGUGACAAAGACAGUGACGCAGAUGACAGUAAGACAGAAACAAGCCUGGACACCCCUUUGUCACCUAUGAGCAAGCAGAGCUCUUCCUACUCUGACAGAGACACAACUGAAGAGGAGUCAGAGUCCCUGGAUGACAUGGAUUUUCUCACCAGACAAAGGAAGCUGCAGGCAGAGGCCAAGAUGGCACUGGCCAUGGCCAAACCAAUGGCCAAGAUGCAAGUAGAAGUGGAGAAACAAAACAGGAAAAAAUCUCCAGUGGCUGAUCUUCUGCCACACAUGCCUCAUAUAAGUGAAUGUUUGAUGAAAAGAAGUUUAAAACCUACUGACCUGAGAGACAUGACCAUUGGGCAGCUACAAGUGAUAGUCAAUGAUCUCCACUCCCAAAUAGAGAGUUUGAACGAAGAGUUGGUGCAGCUACUUCUCAUCCGAGAUGAAUUGCACACAGAGCAAGACGCCAUGCUGGUGGACAUAGAAGAUUUGACUAGACAUGCUGAAAGCCAGCAGAAGCACUUGGCUGAGAAAAUGCCAGCAAAAUGAACCCGGAGCCCCCACCAGGAGACCACACUCGAAAACUAUCGUGUUUCUGUGGUCAUAAAAUGUGGAUACACCCUUGGAGGGGUGCACCGAGAAACAAAAAAAUCAGUGUUAGUCAUUGAUGAUGUCCGAAGCUUCAUGUCCAGUGAUUGGCCUUUGCUUCUUAAUUUAUUUUAAUUUUAACUCGUGCCACUAAAUAGCCGGCAUUUUAAUAAAAUACAGUUAUGAGAAGAAAAUAUACAGUAGCCAUGCUGUUACACACCAUGGUUGGAAACAGAGGGUAGCUUAACUUUAUUUUUUAUUUGUUUAGAGACUUUCAGUUGGACCCGUCCUUUUCCAUUGCCUACUUUUACUCCUCACUGUAGUUCAGUCUAAAGAAGAAGCUGUCAAAGCCGGUGCUAUCCAAGUCCAAACCAUACCUGCCUGCCUCGUCGUGAAGUCGUAGCUUUCUGUCAUCUGGAUAUUUUAAUCAGUUUUCAACAUUUUGUGAAUGUUGACUACCUGACCUUCAUUUUUAGAUGUGCUAUUAACAUUCAGCUGGAUUCAGAGAGUUUCCCUGGAACGUUUUAUGUAUAAAUAUGUAAAAUAAAAAUUGAAAAUUUGUUUCAUA